UUUGUUUCGUUUAGUCGGGAAUACAGAAGCAGACUGGUUGGUGGCGAUGGUUUGUUAAAUCCUCUCUCUCUCUCUCUCUCUCUCUCUCUCUUAGAAACUUCCGAUCCUCCUAUCGUAUUUUGGCGUCUUUGAUGAAGUCCACUGAUCGAUAGAAAUUUAGGAACAUCGAAUGGUUUCUUCGAUUCCGACUCGUGUGAUCGGAAUUCUUUUACUGCAAUUCGCUUAUCAUCAAUGCAAGAGUGUCUGAUCGAUUCGUUGUAGUAACAUACACGCUUAAAUACAUAUUGAUUUCGACGAUAAUGGCCAGCGCCGGGGAAGAAGAGAACGACGCCGUUCUAAGCGACGUGGAGGAAGAAGAUCCGGUGCCGAUUGACGUUAGCUGCUCAUCGCCCGAGGAUGUGUCCGUCGAAAGGUUCCGGGAGGUUCUCCUUGAGCUCGACCGCGAGCGGCAGGCUCGGGAGGCGGCCGAGAAUUCUAAGUCGGAACUGCAGGUUUCUUUCAACCGACUGAAGACCCUGGCUCACGAAGCCAUCAAGAAGCGCGACGAGUGGGGAAGGCAGCGCGACGACGCUCUGCGCGAGAAGGACGAAGCUUUGAAAUCCAACGAGAAAUUGUCAGCGGAGUUAACCGAGGCUGGUAGAGUAAAGGAGGAGACGUUCAAGCAAUUUGAGGAAGCGGUGAAGGCGAAGGAUUCGUCCAGGUCGGAGAUCGAGACCGCCGCCCAGAUGCUAGUUACAGGAAUCGAGAAAAUAUCAGGGAAAGUUAGUAGCAUCAAGAAUUUUACCGCCGGUGGAUUGCCGAGGUCUCAGAAGUACACAGGCUUACCUGCUGUUGCCUAUGGAGUAAUCAAGAGAAUGAAUGAGAUUGUUGAAGAUCUCCUGAGGCAAAUCGAAUUGACCGCGAAGUCAAGGAAUGAAGCACGGGAACAGAUGGAGCAGAGAAAUUAUGAAAUUGCUAUUGAGGUUUCGCAGCUUGAGGCUACAAUUAGUGAAUUGAGAGAAGAGGUUUCCAAGAAAACCUCUGCAGGAGAGAAUAUGGAGAAAUCUAUGGCUGAAAAGGAUGUGAAGAUAACUGAGAUGGAAAAGGAAAUGUCAGAGAAGCUAAAUUUGGCAGAGGAUGAACUUUCACGCCUGAAGCAGCUAGUCAGCGAGUAUGAUGAUAAGUUGAAGAAUUUAGAGUUAAAAAUGGACACACAAAGGCCUUUAUUGGUGGAGCAGUUAAAUUUAGUAUCAAAAAUUCAUGACCAGCUUUAUAAUGUUAUCAAGAUAGUCGAUGCAAGUGAAUUAGACCGGUCAGAUUUGGCAGAGUCCAUGUUUGUUCCACAAGAAACAGACAUUGAGGGGAAUAUCCGUGCCUCCUUAGCAGGGAUGGAAUCCGUUUGUGAAUUAUCUAGAAUUGUAGUUGAAAAGACAAAGGAUUUGGUGGAGGUGAGAAAUCGUGAAGUGAAAAGUUUAAGUGAAACUGCAUCCCGGUUAUUGAAGGAGAAAGAACAUAUCGGUUCUCUCCUGAGAAGUGCUUUGUCAAAGAGGAUGUCAACAGAUUUGUCGUCCAAGACAAACGAGUUGUUUAAAGUUGCAGAAAAUGGAUUAAGAGAGGCAGGGAUAGACUUCAGAUUUAAUAAUCAUCUUGGGAGCAGAACUGGUGCUGCCCCUCAUGAUAAAGAUGAUGCUUCAGAGAUGGCGAAAGAUGAAGUAUAUGCUUUGGCUGGUGCUUUGGAGAAUAUUAUUAAGCAAUCACAAGUUGAGAUCAUAGAGCUGCAGCAUUCAGUGGAGGAGCUAAGGGCAGAGACAAGUUUACUUAAAGAGCAUGUGGAAUCUCAAGCCAAGGAGCUCAGCCAUAGGAAGCUACAAUUAGAGGAACUUGAAGAGAAGGAGCGAGUGGCAAAUGAAAAUGUUGAAGGACUGAUGAUGGAUAUUGCUGCUGCUGAAGAAGAAAUUACGAGAUGGAAAGUGGCGGCCCAGCAGGAAGCUGCUGCUGGGAAAGCUGUUGAGCAAGAGUUUGUGGCACAGUUGUCAGCCUUGCACCAUGAGCUCGAAGAGGCUAAACAAGCUGUGUUGGAAUCAGAGAAUAAGCUCAAGUCCAAAGAAGAAAUGGCUAAUGCUGCUAUGGCAGCUAGAGAUGCUGCUGAGAAAUCCUUGAGAUUAGCAGACUUGGGGGCUUCUAGACUGAGGGAUAGGGUUGAGGAAUUGAACCGUCAGCUUGAACAGCUUGAUAAUAGAGAAAGGGGCCUGAAUGGUCCCAGAUAUGUUUGUUGGCCAUGGCAAUGGCUUGGCUUGAACUUUGUUGGUGCCCAACAUUCUGACACACAACAACAAAGUUCAAAUGAAAUGGAGCUCUCUGAACCGCUUCUUUAAGUAUAUUCCUUUAUUUUUCUUCUUUUUUCUUCUGUGUAUUUGUUGUGAAACUGUGAUAUUUUAAAUUCAUUAGUUACAAAAUGGGAGUUUAUAGCACAAAUCAUUUUCCAGAGGCUGUCUUAUUAUUAGGCAUGGUCAAUUGGUAUUGUUUAUUGUACACAAGUAGCGGGUUGUCCCUGAACCAAAGUGAAGAUGUGUUAGGGUGCUUUUGCUUUUCUAGGACACUUUCAUUUUCAUCACCGAUUGUUGUUCUUUUCUAACUAUAAUACACUGACUAGUCAAAGUGCUUAAAUUCUAAUCAAAAUUCCUUCUUAUGUUUGUUA
Diospyros lotus (date-plum) is the source of this 2677-nucleotide messenger RNA. RefSeq lists its product as uncharacterized. The coding region runs from base 300 to 2354 and encodes 684 amino acids. The record is from RefSeq and is a predicted model, not a curated record. NCBI's taxonomy places the organism in Eukaryota, Viridiplantae, Streptophyta, Magnoliopsida, Ericales, Ebenaceae. The transcript has 5 exons.